UACAAGUAGCUGGAUGGUCGUCAUACGUGUGCAUACAGGAUAUACAGCUGUAUAAUAAUGGCCCGAUCACAAGCCCAGGACGUCAUUCGAUGUCAAUACUGCGAGGACGAGCCCGCUGUCUUCCACUGUGUUCCGUGUGGAGAUGAACUCUGUCCUCGAUGUAAAGUCUUCCAUCUUAAAAGCAAAGUUCCUUCCGGGCACAACAUCGUCCGUCUGUCUGAGAAACUUCAUCCAACCAAUCAAGUCAAAAUGUGCGUGGUCCACUCAUAUAAAGCGUACGAGGCUUGUUGCGAAGAUUGUCAAGUCCCGGUGUGCAUUGCAUGCAUUCAGGAAGUUCACGGAAAACACACUAUCGGGAAAUUAAAGGAUCUAUACGAAAGACAAAAGGCUGAAUCCGAACACGAAUUGACUAAAAUGAAGGGACAAUAUAAGUCUGAGAUUAUUCAAAGAAUAAAAUAUUUCAAAAAUGGGGAGAGAGAAAUAAAGACCAGUCAUAAAAAUAUCAGAGAGAAGAUGAAGAAACAAGCUCAGGAUUUUAUAGAUCAUAUCAGCGCUAUUUUGACAGAAGCCUUAGAUGAAUCCACGAGAGACGAGAGAGAAAAAUUGAUGGAAAUAUCUCAAUACAGAGCAGAAGCAGAAAUAUUUGAACAAAACUUGGAACAAUUGAUUGAGAAAUUUGAAACUCUUACAGAAUCAAGUCAUCCGGCCGACCUUAUAUUGUACCGAAAGCAAAAUCCUGACACAUUCAAAAGAUUUAAAUUUCCCUUCAAAAUAAAUCUAACUUUGCCUUCAUAUACAAUCGGUCACAUCAACAAAACUCAAAAUGAGCACCAGUUUGGUAAAUUUAUCAGAGGUCACAUCAGCCAUCUCACAUUAUGGGAUGAUAGCUUGCAAGCUAAAUAUCUGACCGGAUUUGAACGCGUAAAACCAUCUACCAAAAAGGUUUCAGGGCGUUCACUAAAAAUAAGCGAAACAAAAACUCAAAAGGGAGAGUUAUAUCACGUGAGUUGUCGUGAUGACAGAUCAGCUUUCGUCAGUGGUCAAGGUCCUGGGAUACAACUGAUAGACAGGUCAGGGACAGAGCUGGAUAAAAUCAGUACUGACUGGGAGCCAGCUGGUCUGGCUGUGAUGAAGGACGGAAGUCUGAUUUACUCUGACUAUGAUAACAAAAUAAUUUAUAAAGUGUCACUCAAAAAGCAGAAAAAAAUAUUUAUAAAUACUGAUUAUGGUCCUACAGGACUGUGUUGUACCAAGUCAGGUGAUAUCCUGGUCUGCAUGCACGAAAUUCUGUUUUCAGUGGUCAAGUACAACAGCAGUGGGAGGAAGAUCCAGGAAUUCGAGACAGAUCAGAACGGGAGAAGACUUUUUCAUGGUCCAUGGUCUGUCUGUGAGAAUAUCAACGACGAUAUAUGUUUGUCUGAUUUCAGUAUAUUUAAUAGAGUUGUCGUUCUGACAAAGUCUGGAAACUUUCGGUUUACAUAUGAUGGGAAUGUCCUUAAACAGAAGUUAAAAGACAGAUUUAAUCCGCGUAGUUUAGCUACAGACAGUCUGGGUCACAUCCUUAUUGCAGACAACGUCAAUAAUGCCAUACACCUGAUCAGCCAGGACGGGGACUUCCUGUCUUACAUCCUGACAGAGGAUGAUGGGAUAUCACUUCCACACGGAAUCUCUGUGGACACGAACGACAACCUGUGGAUGGUAGAAGAAAACGCCUGUGUCAAAGUGUAUCAGUAUUUGUCAUAA
This is a messenger RNA of Saccostrea cuccullata (small rock oyster), 1743 nucleotides long. RefSeq lists its product as uncharacterized. The record is from RefSeq and is a predicted model, not a curated record. The transcript has 2 exons. Gene Ontology annotation, biological process: protein monoubiquitination. Bases 58 to 1743 code for a protein of 561 amino acids. NCBI's taxonomy places the organism in Eukaryota, Metazoa, Mollusca, Bivalvia, Ostreida, Ostreidae. Gene Ontology annotation, molecular function: ubiquitin protein ligase activity; zinc ion binding.